Messenger RNA from Aspergillus oryzae RIB40, 2100 nucleotides. RefSeq names its product anoctamin family protein. Gene Ontology annotation, molecular function: chloride channel activity. The transcript has 6 exons. Gene Ontology annotation, biological process: chloride transmembrane transport. NCBI's taxonomy places the organism in Eukaryota, Fungi, Ascomycota, Eurotiomycetes, Eurotiales, Aspergillaceae. Gene Ontology annotation, cellular component: cortical endoplasmic reticulum. The record is from RefSeq and is a predicted model, not a curated record. Bases 1 to 2100 code for a protein of 699 amino acids.
AUGGCUUCUCAACCCCAUCAAAAGGAGGUGCCUCACAACAACCAUGUGGACUACGUCAUCCGCUACAGCUUUUAUGAUACGGAUGUCAAUAAAGCGUCCCAGCAGUUUGAAUUGCUCCUCCGUCGACUCUCUGAGGUAGGAUUGCAGACGGAAGUGAGAGAGGGCGAUGAAUCGUCGGUGCUGGUCUUUGUCCGGGCCUCGAGGAAAAAGAAGUUGCAACGCGCUGUUUAUCAGUCACGGUAUGGAUACCACGCGCCGUUUCCUUCCGUGAUUAUCCGCGACUGGCUUUAUGGCGUCCGCAAUACCGAGCCCGAACCCGAGUCCUCUGCCGAGCCGCAAUCGGAAUCCGAGCGCUUGCGUGUCAUCCACCAUAUGAUCACUGUGCCCCGGGAAGCUGGUGGCGCUGGGAUUACCCUGAAACAUGGGGAGUGGGAGAACGUGAUUGCCAUCUUCCCGCUGCAUGACGAAGAGACCAAUAAGCAAUGCAUGAGGGACUGGAGCAAGAAGACAUUUUUGUCCAACGAAGACCUCGACCAGAUACGGAACACAUUCGGAGAAAGUCUCUCGCAGGUUGGGUUCUACUUCGCGUUCUUGCAGUCGUAUUUCAGGUUUCUCAUGUUUCCCGCCAUUUUUGGCUUCUCAUGCUGGCUAUUGCUGGGGUCUUUUUCUGUAAUCUACACUGUAGGAAAUGCCCUGUGGUGUAUUGUUUUCAUCGAGUACUGGAAGCACCAGGAAGAGGAUCUCAGCUGCCGAUGGCAGUCUAAGGGUGUCUCAGUUUUGCGCGAGAAAAGACGGGAAUUCAAACCUGAAAGGGAAAUCCGGGAUGAGACAACGGGCGAAAUUCGAGGUGUAUAUCCCGCGACCAAGCGGCUGCAGACACAGCUGCUCCAGGUGCCAUUUGCACUUGUUGCCGCCGUUGCCUUGGGUGUUAUCAUUGCGACAUGUUUCGCCAUUGAGAUAUUCAUCUCCGAGAUAUACAACGGACCGUUGAAGACAUACCUGGUCUUCAUACCUACCAUCUUGCUCUCUGCUUUAAUUCCAACUAUGAGUACCGUCCUUGUGUCAGUGGCGACUAGGCUGAAUGACUACGAGAACUAUGAGACUCAGGGCGCGUACGAUGUAGCAUUGACGCAGAAGAUUUUUGUGAUCAAUUUCAUCACCUCAUACUUACCUGUUUUCCUGACAGCGUUUGUGUAUGUCCCCUUCGCUCAUAGUAUUGUGCCGUAUCUCGAUAUCUUUCACUUGACUGUUCGUCCAUUCGUUUCGAAAAAAGAUGCGAUAACAACACGUGCCGAAUUCAGCAUCGAUCCGGGUCGUCUAAAGAAGCAGGUCAUCUACUUCACAGUGACCGCCCAGGCCGUUAAUUUCGCCCAGGAAACGAUAGUUCCGAUGCUGAAGCAGCGCGGCCUCCAGAAAUACAAGGAAUACAAGAAGCGGACCGGGAAAGUGGAACCGGAUAGCAACACGGAUGAAAAAAAGGCGCCCGAGGUUUCGUUUGAGGAUGCCCCCGAGGAAGCCCAGUUCCUCAAGCGGGUACGUAAUGAAGCUGAGAUGGAAGACUAUGACGUGACCGAUGAUCUCCGGGAGAUGUGCAUCCAAUUUGGAUACCUGGCACUGUUUUCUCCGGUCUGGCCAUUGGUACCGGUCUCGUUCUUGAUCAACAAUUGGGUUGAACUGCGGUCCGACUUUUUUAAAAUCUGUAUGGAAUGCAAACGGCCAUCACCUCAACGUGCAGAUACCAUUGGCCCUUGGCUGGACAGUCUAGGGUUCUUGUCCUGGGUUGGAAGUAUUACAAGCGCGGCUCUUGUCUACAUGUUCAGCAACGGCCACGAAGGACCGAACGGACAACCAACAUCCAUCAAGGGAUGGGCACUGUUGCUCACGAUAUUUUUCUGCGAGCACAUUUACCUGCUAGUACGCUACGCCGUGCGAGCCACUAUCGCCAAGAUGGAACCCCCCAAUGUACGUCAGGAACGGGCAGAGCGCUAUUUGCUGCGGAAACGAUUUCUCGAGUCGACUCUGCAAUCCAGGAGUAGUGAUGAUGAAACCGAUGAAGAAACCACGCCUUACCCUUUCCGGAGCCUCCGAAAUGCGUCGUGA